Molecule: messenger RNA, 1218 nt
Organism: Fusarium fujikuroi IMI 58289
Lineage: Eukaryota; Fungi; Ascomycota; Sordariomycetes; Hypocreales; Nectriaceae
Product: related to FAD dependent oxidoreductase superfamily
Exons: 2
Coding region: 1-1218 (405 amino acids)
Biological process (GO): retrograde transport, endosome to Golgi
Cellular component (GO): cytoplasm; late endosome
Molecular function (GO): oxidoreductase activity
Source: RefSeq, a predicted model, not a curated record
AUGGCCUCGACGGUGAUUGUUGGAGGUGGCAUAAUUGGCAUCGCGACAGCUUAUUAUCUCUCAGAACAUCAACCGGGUUCAAGCAUCCACCUUGUUGACUCAUCAGCAACGCUAUUCGCCUCGGCAUCUGGCUACGCUGGUGGAUUUCUCGCGAGGGACUGGUUUCAUCAAGAUCUUGCAUCUCUGGGAGAACUGAGUUUUGAUGAGCAUGAGAAAUUGGCAAAGGAGUUUAAUGGGAGGGAGAAAUGGUUGUAUGCCAAGUCAGUGACUUUGAACUAUGAGCUACCGAGAAGGAAACCCAAGGAUUCGACUGGUCAGGAUUGGCUACGUGAUGGAGGGAGUCGUGUGGAUGUGAUAGAAGAGAGAGGGGAGGUUAAAGACAGGAAUAGCCCGCCUUGGUUGAGACGUAUCAAGGGUGAUGCUCUCAGCUUGGUUGAUCAUGGUGAAGGGACAGCUGUUCUAGACCCCCUAAAACUAUGCCAGUUUCUCCUGGAGAGGUGUCGAGCAGCGGGUGUACGGAUCCAUAACCCUGCCGUUGUUCUAAGCGUGGGCGCCGACUGCCAUGAUGAGCUAUCAUAUGUCCGUAUUGGUUACACAGACUGCUCCUCAGAGACACAUAUUCCAGCUACACGAACACUUGUAUGUACUGGGGCAUGGACCCCAAGUGUCUUGGAGUCCAUGUUUCCCGGAUCAUCUAUCAACAUACCCGUCGUACCGCUCGCAGGACACUCACUGGUUGUACGAAACCCCGCAGAUAUCGGCGAUGCGUACCACUCUGUAUAUACAAACAUGGACGACUUCUCGCCGGAGAUUUAUGCUCGACCAAAUGGACAUAUCUGGCUCGGUGGCGUGAACGCAUCUUUGCGGCUACCACCACUAGCAACAGGUGCGAAACCCGUGGAUGCGCCACUUGAGAAGUUGAAGAACCUGGCGAGGCAGAUUAUCAGAGUUGAGGGUGAUGAGCUGGAGGUAAUACGGACUGGGUUAUGCUUUAGACCUGUGUCAGAACGAGGAACACCCUAUAUCACACGCAUAGAGGAUGUGGAUCUACGACAAGGCUACAGGACACGGAAAGGACGUGAUGGUGGCGUCUAUGUAGCGACAGGGCAUGGGCCAUGGGGGAUCAGUUUGUCGUUGGGAACGGCGAAAGUUAUGGCUGAGAUGAUGCAGGGAAGAGAGUUAAGUGCUGAUAUUAGUAAGUUGGGAUACUGGCCGUGA